AGAACUUGUGUUCCGCUACUUGCGUUGAAAAUUGUCAUAUCGAUUUCGUGAUUGUCGCGUCUCAUUUCGUUGCUGGCGAAAGGAAAUAAGAAAGACCAUCUGCAUUCGGCAUAGAUUCUGUACCAACAAAUUCCUUCUAGUUGUGUCGUCCUCGUGAAGUAAUUCUCCCGUUAGGGCAGUAGUGCAAAGAGAAGUUCUCGAAGAACGAUACCACCCGCUAACAUUGUGUGCUUUUGCGUGAGGUUAAGCGGAGCACCCUACUGACAGCGCACGAACACACACACACACAUACACGCAGACCGCAGAAAGGCCCCUUGUCGCUGUAGCAGCCCACUGUCAAAUUUCUCGCUAGAUUCAAUAUAGGAGGAGGCGUACAGGCCGGGGCUAACACAGCCAGUAAAGGAUACACGGUUGGUGCACGCAAGAAAAGUCUGGAAACGCGCUCCACUGUACACGGCACACGUACACGAGCACGGUCAAGCACACACACAUACUUAAACCCGUAGCAAGCAGUGUUUUUCGCCGUCCGUGUGAAUAAUAGCAGACGGACAAGGGAGCCCCCUUUGUGUCGCUCGCGUUGCGUGUGCGUGUGUGUCUGUCGCUGUGUGGAAAAGAAGGGAAGUUAAACAAAUAUGGCUGCUCUGCCCCGUAGAAUAAUCAAAGAAACGCAGCGCCUGAUGCAAGAACCCGUCCCCGGCAUCAGUGCCAUACCGGACGAACAGAAUGCCCGUUACUUUCACGUAAUCGUGUUCGGUCCAGAGGAUUCGCCGUUCGAGGGCGGUCUGUUCAAGCUGGAGCUGUUCCUGCCCGAGGACUAUCCGAUGUCGGCACCGAAGGUGCGUUUCAUCACAAAGAUCUACCACCCAAACAUCGACCGUCUCGGCCGGAUCUGUCUAGACAUACUGAAGGACAAGUGGAGCCCGGCGCUGCAGAUUCGCACCGUGCUGCUGUCGAUUCAGGCACUGCUGAGCGCACCGAACCCGGACGAUCCGCUCGCGAACGAUGUGGCCGAGCUGUGGAAGGUGAACGAGGCGGAAGCGAUCCGGAAUGCGAAGGAAUGGACGCAACGGUACGCCAACGUCGACAACUAGAUGCUGAUUAACCAAUUUUCCUUAAAACUACAAACACACACACACACAGAAUAACUUUUUUUAAGAAACAAAACGCAAAACAAAUUGUAAUUGUGAGCGGGCGGAUUUAACAAGUACGAGCGUACCCGCAGCAACAGAAACCAGCAGCCUCAGCAACAGCAACAGCAGCAGCAACAACAGCAGCAACUUUCCAGCUCCAGUUAUCAUCAAUAAUCCUCCCUUUGCCGAGUGUGUCCACAGAGGCAGAGCAAAACACUCUGUGGGAAAAGAAAUAAAAGCUUGUGCGUGUGUAUGUGUGCAAGUAUGUGCGCGUGGUGUGUGUGUAUCCAAUAAUUUGCGUGUGUCUGGAGGAAUUUAUAAAAAUUAGACAGCAUCAUCCAAGUAGCCGCUAAAUGAACUGUCAAACAUCUUAACCGCGGAACUAUAAAAACAGAAAUAGAAGAGCCCACGACAUAACGAACGAAGAAUUAUCUCCUGCUGCAGUUAGUAGACGGUGUGUGAUAGCCUUCGAGCAUUAGCUGCGAACCACGCGGCGGCACUUCUAUGCCGUACGAGCUUGUUUUCGCGUCAACAUUAAGUACACGUGAAUGCGUGCGUGCGUGCGUCCGUCGUGCUGCCGCACACACACACACACACACACAUAAUCAACAACAGUAUAUGGACAAGCAGUAACAAUAACUCAUAACAACGCUCGACUCCCUAUGCGAUGGGAAGCCUCACACUACUAGCGAAACAAUGGCAUCGGUGGCGGUGGCGCGAGGAAAUGUUCACCUUAAGAUGGCUAAUUGCAGCUUAAGAAUGAAGCAAAAAACAUAAAAUUUCCCAACGACUACAACAUGUUGUGGGCAGUGUCAAAGAGGAGUAACAAUUAUCAGCUGGAAAUUCAACAAAGGUGAACAACGAGUGGUGCUGUAUCUGUUAAUCAGGAAUGGGCAGGAACCAAGUCGAAAAUUUAUUGCUGUCAGCUGUGCUUAGAUAUCAAUAAAAUUUAAAGUGCUAGUACCCAAUGAAUGAGAAAUGGCCGCAAACCAUCAAUCGAUCGAGCGAACGACGGGAUAGGUUGAAGAAAAAGUAGACUAAAAAGAUGUGUCAACAUGCAAUUUUCACCAAGUCACGAUAACGGCAACAUCGUUCCCGUUUUUUUCGUUCCUCUUACCUUACCGAUUGUAUCUGUAACGUGAAGUUACUUGAUUAGCUGUAGCUCGAAUCUUCUAGCAUAUUACGGGUUUUAUCGGUUGAAUACAGCUUCGACAGUAGACAUUUUCUCCACUAUUCUUCUCUUCAAUACGAGCAUCAUUAUUUUGUUUGGCAAGUUUGCUAAAUUGAAAACAUUUGCGAUAACUCAAGCAUAACUCAACAUUUUAGGGCGAUUUUGCUUUAAGUAGAAUAGCAAACGAAAGAACGUCCAGAAAAAAAGGAUUAAAUUACAGUUAUGGCAACAUAAAAGAAACGCCAUUUGCAGUGAUCUAGGAGAAGAAAAAGGAAUAAACGAACUAACCAAAAGUGCUGCCUCCUGACACUUUUUAAAUGAUUUAAAACAAAAUACUUCAGUCAAUGCCGCAGCUUGAUAUUCUGCAUGAUUGCACAUGCCCCAACACAAACAUACCACGGUUACAAGCACGUACAAUUAGUUCAGUUAUUGAUGAAUAGCUGCUGCAAGUGGAACGAAACAAAAAAAAAGUUGGCGCGUACUGCUGUAACACUUUCGAAACAACUCACUGCAAACGCAUUAUAAAAACAACUCGUUCGUGAAUUGGUAGGUCAAACGGAAUUUAGAAUAUCACUGUAAGAAGGGACGCGAAUGUACUGAUAGGAAACUGAGGAGGAAAAAGGGAACUGUGAGAUAAUUUACGAACUGAAAAAAUGGUAAAGCACACGUACGAACAACAUCUAUAGAAGAAGGGGAACGGGAAUGAGUACGAGGAUAGAAGCCCAUUGUGCUAUCGUAUGAUAUAAGAGAAAGUAAUUAUGAUCACCAAGAAACGGCAUUCAAUUCGCAAAAACAAACUCUAUUUCACAAACUACACUAAAAAACAAAAAAGAACAAACAAAAAAAGAAAGAAACACGCAAACACAUUCUACGGAAAACAAACAGUUGUAUAUUAGAAUGAGGAUUAUAAAUAAUUGAAUGAAAAACUAAA
Messenger RNA from Anopheles merus, 3232 nucleotides. RefSeq names its product ubiquitin-conjugating enzyme E2 N. The coding region runs from base 633 to 1091 and encodes 152 amino acids. NCBI's taxonomy places the organism in Eukaryota, Metazoa, Arthropoda, Insecta, Diptera, Culicidae. The transcript is spliced from 2 exons. The record is from RefSeq and is a predicted model, not a curated record.